Messenger RNA from Drosophila novamexicana, 2369 nucleotides. It is a transcript of the gene Lapsyn, whose product is annotated as leucine-rich repeat-containing protein 4B. NCBI's taxonomy places the organism in Eukaryota, Metazoa, Arthropoda, Insecta, Diptera, Drosophilidae. The coding region runs from base 1002 to 2042 and encodes 346 amino acids. Gene Ontology annotation, molecular function: protein binding. The transcript has 7 exons. The record is from RefSeq and is a predicted model, not a curated record.
AUGAAAUAGCACAUUGUUGAUAAGAAAUGUGAUUGCAUAAGCUGACGUUCCAUUCUUAUCACAGCUGACGUCUGUUUGUGUCUCUUCUCUAGAACUGUAACUUGUGGCAGUUUUGGAGUCGGAAGCGCACAAGACGUGAAAGAUUGAUUAAAUCGAAAAUGCUGCUGGGUGACAUCGUCAUCGAUCCGAUCAAUUUGUUAGCUAUCAACUGCUAAUUGAAGCUGAAAUUGAGCUGCACACAAAUACUAAAUAAAGCUGUCGAAAUCAGAGGCCCACAAACAGAGCAAAUUCAAUUCAGCCCCAGGCACAGUGGGCUGCAUGCACUUAUAUAUGGGCAUAUGUAUAUCAGUUGCCAUUGUUAUCAGCAGCAGCGAGUGCAGCAGAGAGAGAAUGAGAGAGAGAGAGCAGAGAGAGAGAGAGAGCAGACAUCGAGUUUUACGCUCUUGAAAUUUCCAUAUUUUCAUAUUUCACUCAAGAAAUUUUCAACGCUUGCAGCCCACCUAUUGCCGCCCUUCCUCUUCUCCCUCCCUGCCACUCUCCCUCCCCUUCUUCCACAAGCGGGCUGCAUUGUCGCCGCGUCCGUCGCCCGUCGGUGCUUUAUCAACGUUUUCAGAGUUUCGGUUUUUCGGAACCGAAAGGCAAACCGAGCAAACGGGCGAUCUGCGCUGUCUCGGCGAUCGCUUCAAUUCCCAGUCUGCGGUUGAAUUGAACGGGUCGGUUCCGGUGGUCGUUGCGAUCGGUUCCGUCGGUGGGCAAAACAAAGCACACAAAAAAAUAGAAGCAACAAAAAUUCGUGUUAAUUGAAAUACGACUGAAAUUUCUGUGUAACGAAAAUAUAUUUUUUGUGCAGUGUCUCAAUUCGAUCACAAAAAAUGGAAUUUAUCAAGCAUAUCGAACUGAUAUCUGAAUAAUUAAAAUGUGCUCUGCCGGACAAUGUGUUGAACUUAAGGAUAACGAACUUUAUAUGGAAAUAUCUAAAAUAUACUGGAUUACCUAAGAGCAUGGAGCUGCGUUGCCUGCUGCUGAAUAUUGUCUUCAUAUCCGUUGUGAAUGCGAUGCUGGCCUUUGGCUUUGCGCCCCAAGACGAGCGCAGGUGCUCGUACGGGCGCAUCGAGAAGCUCAUGCGCAUACGCUGCUACAACAUGGACCUCAAGGAGGUGCCCCAAAACCUAAAGACGUCCGUCGAGGUACUGGACUUAUCGUACAAUCGCAUUAGGAAGCUGAGAAGUGGCUCGUUCCAGAGGUAUACCGAUAUUAAGUUUUUAAUGCUCUAUGAGAACAUGAUCUUAUCGGUGGAGCCGGGCACAUUUGCACCGCUCACCGCACUGCAGGAAGUUGAUCUAUCGAAUAAUGGGCUCACCACGAUUCCCAUGGAGCUGUUCUCGCUGCCUAGGCUGCGCAAUCUCUACAUAGACAGCAAUGAUCUGAGGGAGCUGCAUCAAGAGCUCGAAACGCUAGAGAAGCCCAUUCGUGCGCCGCUGGAAUACCUGAAUGUGGCCAAUUGUGAGCUGCAUGAUAUUCCCGAUCUGGGAGUGUUGCCGAAUCUUUGGCAGCUGAACGCCUCGGCGAAUCCGUUGAGCUACUUUAACAUUGACAAACUGGCAAAUUUGUGCCAUCUGAAAGUCAUCGAUCUGACACGAACUCAAAUCAACGCCUGCGUCUGUCAGCAGGUGACCAAUCACCUCAUGACGAUGGGCGCCAAUCCGAAAUUCGUGCCCGUUUGCAUGGAGGCGCUAGACAGCGACUCGUGUCCACUGCCCUACAAUCGCACCGUGGACUCGCCGACAUUCCGCAGUUGUGUGGACAGCGCGGAGCUGGCCGAGACGCGCAGCCUCUGGCUUUUUGCCGCCGGCUGUUUUGGUGGCGUUAUUUUGGUGCUGCUGGUGUUCUGCUACUGCAUACACAGAUGGCGCAAAAAGCGCGCCAACCGACGCCUCAGCCAAUCGAUACAGAAUCGCAAACGCUUUGUGAUAUCGCCGCGAAACACAAUCAACAAUCGGCUGGAGGACGAGCCCCUGCACUGUGAUACUGCCUCAGCAUGACCAUAGACCUAAACACAAUUAAAUUAUAUUUUAUAUGUAUAGCGCCUAGUUCUAAGACCAGUUAUUUAUUAGCCUAGCUCCUAGUUCUAGUAUGUAUGCUUAGAAAAUCUACAGACUAUCUAUCGAAUGCCAUAUACCAACUACGAGUACCAAAAACUUUAGCUCAAGCUUUGAAUUGUUCGUUUCGUCGACUUAAAAAUUCUUCUACUUACGCAGACUUUGUGUUCAUCAUAUAUAUAUCUUUAUGAUAUUACACUCAACCUGAGCCAACCCUCCAAGAUAUGUAUGUGUUUACUAAGAUGACAAUUAUUUGAAGUAAAAAUGAUA